CGACAACUUGUGCUGCUUCUUGAUGGAACAAACAAUAAGUUUCAGGGGUAUCAUGCGGACACCAAUGUUGUCAAGAUCGGGAGCCUUUUGGAUCGGGAAAACCCGAAACAGCGAGUUUUUUCGUUCGUGUAUCGUCGAGGUGUGGGCACAUAUGGAGACACGUCCACCGUAACAUGGACUCAUUAUUUCGAAGCGUGUUGGGAGCAAAUAACCGGCAAUACGAUCGAUCUGCAAGUCAUGAACGCAUAUGAGUUCCUCAUGGAUCACUAUGUCAAGCACGACAAGAUUUUUCUGUUUGGAUUUUCUCGCGGAGCCUACGCCGCUCGCUUGCUCUGCGGCAUGAUAUAUUACUUCGGUUUGAUUCCACCUGGCAAUCGUUGCGAAAUUGAACAUAUUUGGGCGCGCUACAAGCACCUCACGGGUGCGGGUAAAGUGCCCGGCGGGGAGCGAGAGCAGCGUGCCUUGGAGUUUAAGAACACUUUUGGACGAUAUGUCGACAUUCAUUUCCUUGGGGUGUUCGACACCGUGUCGAGUGUGUCCAGCGGGUUGGGGGGACUUGGCCCAAUUCAAUACUUCAGGAAUGCAAAGAGUAUGGUCAACGCCAGACAUGUUCGACAUGCCAAGGCGCUUGAUGAGCGGAGGGUCGGGUUUCAGAAUGUCGCGGUCCGGACUUCGAAGGAGAAAGACAAGAGGUGGCCAGACCAAUCAGUGGUCGAGAUGUGGUUUCCAGGCGAUCAUUGCGACGUUGGAGGAGGUUACGAGGCAAAGAAACCAGUUGAUCCUGACGACAACUACUACUUGGCAUCGGACAUCCCGCUUCACUGGAUGGUCACCGAGGCGGUU
Messenger RNA from Fimicolochytrium jonesii, 843 nucleotides. RefSeq lists its product as uncharacterized. The annotation marks the transcript as partial. The transcript has 3 exons. NCBI's taxonomy places the organism in Eukaryota, Fungi, Chytridiomycota, Chytridiomycetes, Spizellomycetales, Powellomycetaceae. The record is from RefSeq and is a predicted model, not a curated record.